This is a messenger RNA of Melanotaenia boesemani (Boeseman's rainbowfish), 744 nucleotides long. Its product is annotated as moronecidin-like. Gene Ontology annotation, biological process: defense response to bacterium. The record is from RefSeq and is a predicted model, not a curated record. Bases 111 to 455 code for a protein of 114 amino acids. NCBI's taxonomy places the organism in Eukaryota, Metazoa, Chordata, Actinopteri, Atheriniformes, Melanotaeniidae. The transcript has 3 exons.
GUUUAUGCUAGGGUUGAUCUGCAUAAAAGGCAGGUAGCCACCACUAGUAAACACUACCAUCUACCAACUACCAGUAGCUUUCUGACUGACUUUCUUAUUCAAGGACAAGGAUGAAGUGCACUGUGGUGUUUCUGGUGUUGUCCAUGGUUGUCAUGAUGGCUGAACCUGGAGAGUGCAUUUUUGGACUGAUUUUUAAAGGAAUCGGUGCAGCUAUUAAAGGCAUCCAUCAUGCUAUCCAUGGGCACGGGAAACUUGCUGAUGAGCAAGCAGACCAGCAGCUUCAGCAGCAGGACCAGCAGCUUCAGCAGCAGGACCAGCAGCUGCAGGAGCAGGAGCAGCAGGAGCAGCAGGAGCAGGACCAGCAGGAACAGGAGCAGGAGCAGAGGGAGCAGGAGCAGGAGCAGCUAGAUAAACGUUCGCUUGAAUUCAAGCCUGCAAGACAUCGUUUUGACUAAACUUAGGAGGCCAGAAUGAGGAUGCUUUAAGUUCUUGCUUUUUAACAUAUAAAAGAAAAGAAGCAAAUGGUCUUGGCCUAUCAUUAUUAGAAUUGUGCUAACAUGCUUUGGCUUAUCACAAACCUUUGGUUAAUGGAUUUUGGUAAAAAUAAUAAAUGUUUAAUAAAUCUCUUUUUCAGCAACCAGAACCUGUAUCCCUUGUAUUAUUUUUAAAAAUAUAACAUUGGAGAAAGUGUUAUUGUUAUUUAAAAUUAAACAAAGUGAUUGCACUGCUGCACUUUCAAACACA